UGAACAGAAAUACUACAAGAUCAAUUUGGAGGUUUUUAGCUUUCGCUUCUUUAGACUUGACCCAUCGCCAAAGCGUUAGGGUUUGCAGAUUUCAGACGUAGUUCAACUGCUUUAAUUGAAUUUGUUCCUCUUGCUUAGCCUACGCAAUGAUUAAGCUUUGCGACCGCAGAAAAAUUCUAUUCCGCAAAUGGGUCUCGUUUGCCAAAAUGUACAGCACAAGUGAACCAGUUGACGAGGUUGCAGAUGCAACAGAAACAGUGUGCAAGGUUAUGAUGUCUUGUCCUACGCUCGCACUUGACACUGCUCUUAAUCAAACUGGGGUUAGAGUUUCCCCUGAUUUAGUAGAAAACGUUCUCAGGAGGUUUGAAAAUGCUGGCAUGUCAGCAUUUCGGUUCUUUGAAUGGGCUGAGAAGCAGAGAAGUUACUCACACCCCAUCAAAGCAUACCAUUUGAUGAUUGAAUCUUUGGCCAAGAUUAGGCAGUACCAGAUCAUGUGGGACCUUGUCAAUGCAAUGAGGCAAAAGGGUAUGCUAAAUGUUGAAACUUUUUGCAUUAUGAUGCGAAAGUAUGCUAGGGCUAACAAGGUUGAUGAGGCUAUUUACACGUUUAAUGUUAUGGAUAAAUAUGAUGUGUCUCCUAAUCUUGCUGCGUUUAAUGGCCUGCUUAGUGCUUUGUGCAAGUCCAAGAAUGUGAGGAAGGCUCAAGAGAUUUUUGAUGCUAUGAAGGGUCGGUUUGUGCUGGAUUCGAAAACUUAUAGUAUUUUGCUUGAGGGGUGGGGGAAGGCUCCUAAUCUUCCCCGGGCAAGAGAGGUUUUUAGGGAGAUGGUUCGCGCGGGAUGUGAUCCUGAUGUUGUUACUUAUGGUAUAAUGGUUGACAUUCUUUGCAAAGUAGGAAGGGUUGAUGAAGCUGUUGAGGUUGUGAAGGAAAUGGAUGCGAGAAAUUGCAGGCCAACGUCUUUCAUUUAUAGUGUCCUGGUUCAUACUUAUGGAGUGGAACACCGGAUUGAAGAUGCUAUUGAUACAUUCCUGGAGAUGGAAAGGAAGGGAAUUAAGGCGGAUGUUGUGGUGUAUAAUGCAUUGAUUGGUGCCUUUUGUAAAGUGAACAAAUUUAAAAACGUGCAUCGGGUAUUAAAAGAGAUGGAAUGCAAUGGUAUUGCUCCUAAUUCAAGGACCUGCAAUGUUAUCAUAAGUAGUAUGAUUAGCCAGGGACAGACUGAUAGAGCUUUCCGAGUCUUCCGCCGGAUGAUCAAGUUGUGUGAACCGGAUGCUGACACUUAUACAAUGAUGAUCAAAAUGUUUUGUGAGAGAAAAGAACUGGAGAUGGCUCUGAAAAUAUGGAGAUAUAUGAAGUCAAAACAGUUUGUCCCAAGCAUGCACACCUUUUCAGCUCUUAUCAAUGGGUUGUGUGAAAAUGGCAACGUUGCAAAAGCUUGUGUUUUGUUAGAAGAGAUGAUGGAGAAGGGAAUGCGACCAUCACGUGUGACUUUUGGGAGGUUAAGACAGUUGCUUAUAAAGGAUGGGAGAGAGGAUGUGCUCAAAUUUCUUCAUGAAAAAAUGAAUCUUCUUGUCAAGGAGCCUUUAUAUGAUUAAAAAGCGUGGAAUGCAAAUGGCAACUACAAACAUCUAACAUGAUAUGUGAAUCUUUGAAUACUGAUUUUGCUGUCAAAACAGUUGCAGUUUUGUAGCUUCGGUUUUAUAUAUUUGGGACCUGUCUAUUGUGCAACAUGAAAAUCGGCAUUUAACUGGUAAACUUUCCCUUUCAUUUUCACAUUGACUUCUGUUAUUGCAUUUUUAUGUUACCUUUUUUUUGCUUUAAAACUUGCCAAUUCUUUUGUUAUAAUCCUCUGAAGUGCCAUAUGCAUAUCCUGCUUCCACCUCCUUCCUAAAUAUCUUGUUGAUCAAACAUUAUAUUGCAGGUUACCCAUUUAGAUUUUAGAAUAUGCCAUGAUGAUGCAUAGAAUGCAUAUAGCUAUGGUACAUGUCAUAGGGAAAAGUUCCUCUAAAGUGAGAGUAUCUCUAACAGCAAGGGUGUAUUCACCCUUGAAUUCUAGUAAGUUAAGAUAUGCUUCAUGGUUAAACAAGUUCUAUUGCAAGUGAGUGGGGGAAACAAAAAAUUGUUUUCGAUUUUGUUCUUGGUGCAGUGGAAAAAAAAAAGAUUAUUUUGAGUGCAGAAAAAUCUACCGCACUGGCUCUGUGUCUAGCGACUAGGAACUGCUUAUCAACCUCUGACAAACAUCAGUGAUAUCACCUAUUCUACUUCCCCUUGGAAGGGAACUUCAAAGGGCUAUUGCUGUAUGACUUGCUGUAGUACUACUAAUUUUGUUUGUGCAUUUGCUACUGGUUUUUUAAAACCUUAGUCCUUACACUUUUUGAAGAUAAAUCUUGAGGCUAAGUCAUGUCUUGUGGCUGCACGGGAUUGGUGCUGCUGAUAUUACUGCGGGAUUUCCUUGUGCAGACAAUGUAUAAAAUGAUGAAUAUUAUGUUGUUAUGCCAUAGAUAGGGACAUAGGAGAGGUUGGUAAACAAGAGGUCUAUAAGGUUAACAGUCAUUUAUCCACAAUAUCUUACUUUGAGAAUUCGGGUAUGUAAACGGUCGUUAGGAUUACUAUUUUGUGAUAGUGUGGAAUUUAAACUCGUUUGGCAACCUAUUGUGGUUAUUUGUGAUUCUGAGUUGUUUCAAUGGAUUUUGGACC
This is a messenger RNA of Abrus precatorius (Indian licorice), 2691 nucleotides long. Its product is annotated as pentatricopeptide repeat-containing protein At1g77360, mitochondrial. NCBI's taxonomy places the organism in Eukaryota, Viridiplantae, Streptophyta, Magnoliopsida, Fabales, Fabaceae. The record is from RefSeq and is a predicted model, not a curated record. Gene Ontology annotation, molecular function: protein binding. The transcript has 2 exons. Bases 147 to 1589 code for a protein of 480 amino acids.